Messenger RNA from Geosmithia morbida, 432 nucleotides. Its product is annotated as PRO41 protein. The transcript is spliced from 3 exons. Lineage: Eukaryota; Fungi; Ascomycota; Sordariomycetes; Hypocreales; Bionectriaceae. The record is from RefSeq and is a predicted model, not a curated record. The coding region runs from base 1 to 432 and encodes 143 amino acids.
AUGGGCAAGAUCAUCAAGAACCACUGGGCUCGUCUCAUCAUCCUCACGGCCGCAGCCUACCAAGUCAUCGCCGCCAUCUCGUGCUUCUUCUUCCCCAAAAUCUUCUGGGAUUUCCUCACAAAGACCCUCGACGGCGGCGUCAAGCCCAUACCCGUCCUGCAGAUACUCAACUUACUCGCCGGCAUCUUCAUGAUCGUGCUCGAGUGGCCCGCCAACUUCAUCGCGGGGACCUCCGUCCACCGCUCCCUCGAGGUCCGCCUGGCCACGCUGCCCCUGACGGCCCUGCUCGCCGUCCUCAUCUACCAGGGCACCAACGCCGCCUUGUACUAUCUCAUCGGCAUGAUGGUCUACUUUGUCGCCUACAGUGAGGGAGAGAUAAUUUGUGAAAAGCCGUGGUCCCUGCCCAAGCGUGGCGGAUCAUCCAAGGUGUGA